UCCUGGGCUUCGGGGGAGACCCUGCCGGGGCCAUGAGGAAAUUCAACAUCAGGAAGGUGCUGGACGGCCUGACCGCCGGCUCGUCCUCGGCCUCCCAGCAGCAACAACCACAGCAGCACCCGCCCGGGAGCCGGGAGCCCGAGAUCCAGGAAACACUCCAGUCCGAGCACUUCCAGCUCUGCAAGACUGUUCGCCAUGGAUUUCCCUAUCAACCCUCAGCCCUGGCCUUUGAUCCUGUACAGAAGAUCCUGGCAGUGGGAACUCAGACUGGUGCUUUACGGCUCUUUGGUCGUCCUGGGGUAGAAUGUUAUUGCCAACAUGACAGUGGAGCUGCAGUAAUCCAACUCCAGUUCCUGAUUAAUGAGGGAGCUCUUGUGAGUGCCUUGGCUGAUGACACCUUACACUUAUGGAAUUUACGUCAAAAGAGGCCUGCCAUACUACAUUCACUUAAAUUUUGCAGAGAAAGGGUUACAUUUUGCCAUCUGCCUUUCCAGAGUAAGUGGCUCUAUGUGGGCACUGAACGAGGUAAUAUACAUAUUGUCAAUGUGGAGUCCUUCACACUCUCAGGCUACGUCAUUAUGUGGAAUAAAGCCAUUGAACUGUCAUCUAAAUCUCAUCCAGGACCUGUUGUCCAUAUUAGUGACAAUCCAAUGGAUGAGGGAAAGCUUUUGAUUGGCUUUGAAUCUGGAACAGUAGUCUUAUGGGACCUCAAAUCAAAGAAAGCGGACUACAGAUAUACAUAUGAUGAGGCUAUUCACUCUGUUGCUUGGCAUCAUGAAGGAAAACAGUUUAUCUGCAGUCAUUCAGAUGGUACCUUGACCAUAUGGAAUGUGAGGUCCCCUACAAAACCUGUACAGACAAUCACACCACAUGGAAAACAGUUAAAGGAUGGAAAGAAGCCAGAGCCAUGCAAACCUAUCCUCAAGGUGGAAUUCAAAACGACUAGAUCUGGGGAACCUUUUAUUAUUUUAUCAGGAGGUUUGUCAUAUGACACCGUAGGAAGACGACCUUGCUUAACAGUGAUGCAUGGGAAAAGUACUGCCGUGCUAGAAAUGGACUAUUCAAUUGUUGAUUUUCUGACGUUGUGUGAAACGCCAUACCCAAAUGAUUUUCAAGAACCAUAUGCUGUGGUGGUUCUUCUAGAAAAGGAUUUAGUACUUAUAGAUCUUGCACAAAAUGGAUAUCCUAUAUUUGAAAAUCCUUAUCCUUUGAAUAUACAUGAGUCCCCUGUUACAUGUUGCGAAUAUUUCGCUGAUUGUCCUGUGGACCUUAUUCCUGCACUUUAUUCUGUUGGAGCAAGACAGAAACGUCAAGGUUACAGCAAAAAGGAAUGGCCCAUCAAUGGAGGUAAUUGGGGCCUGGGUGCUCAAAGUUACCCAGAAAUAAUUAUUACAGGACAUGCUGAUGGUUCAGUUAAGUUCUGGGAUGCUUCAGCGAUAACUCUACAAGUAUUAUAUAAAUUAAAAACAUCUAAAGUUUUUGAAAAGUCAAGAAAUAAAGAAGACAAACCAAACACCGAUAUUGUGGAUGAAGAUCCAUAUGCUAUUCAGAUCAUUUCCUGGUGUCCAGAAAGUAGAAUGUUGUGUAUAGCUGGAGUUUCAGCACAUGUCAUUAUUUAUAGAUUCAGCAAACAGGAAGUAGUUACAGAAGUCAUUCCGAUGCUUGAAGUUCGACUGUUACAUGAGAUAAAUGAUGUGGAAUCUCCAGAGAGUGAGCAGCCACCACCUUUGUCAACACCUGUAGGAGGAUCCAAUCCUCAGACCAUUCCUCCUCAGUCUCAUCCUUCUACCAGUAGCAGUUCAUCUGAUGGGCUUCGUGAUAAUGUACCUUGCUUAAAAGUUAAAAGUUCACCACUUAAACAAUCACCAGGUUAUCAGACGGAACUAGUUAUUCAGUUGGUAUGGGUGGGUGGGGAACCACCACAACAAAUAACUAGCCUGGCAGUCAAUUCUUCCUAUGGACUGGUGGUUUUUGGCAACUGUAAUGGCAUUGCCAUGGUAGACUAUUUCCAGAAAGCAGUGCUGCUUAACUUGGGCACCAUUGAAUUAUAUGGCUCUAAUGACCCUUAUCGAAGAGAACCCCGAUCUCCUCGUAAAUCUCGACAACCUUCUGGAGCAGGUCUAUGUGAUAUUAGUGAAGGGAGUGUAGUCCCAGAGGAUCGCUGCAAAUCUCCAACUUCUGGUUCUUCAUCUCCACACAAUUCAGAUGAUGAACAAAAAAUGAAUAAUUUUAUAGAAAAGGUGAAGACCAAAGGCAGAAAGUUUUCCAAGAUGGUAGCCAGUGAUAUAGCAAAGAUGUCAAGGAAAUUAAGCUUGCCUACUGACCUAAAGCCCGAUUUAGAUGUAAAAGAUAAUUCCUUCAGCAGAUCACGGAGUUCCAGUGUGACAAGCAUUGAUAAAGAAUCCCGAGAAGCAAUUUCUGCUCUUCAUUUCUGUGAAACUUUUACUCGGAAAGCGGACUCCUCUCCUUCCCCAUGUCUGUGGGUUGGAACGACUCUAGGAACAGUGCUUGUCAUUGCACUGAACCUUCCUCCAGGGGGAGAACAACGACUUCUUCAGCCAGUGAUUGUGUCUCCAAGUGGAACUAUAUUGAGGUUAAAAGGUGCAAUCUUGAGAAUGGCAUUCCUGGAUACCACAGGCUGCUUAAUGCCACCUGCUUAUGAACCCUGGAAAGAACACAAUGUUCCUGAGGAAAAAGAUGAAAAGGAAAAAUCAAAAAAAAAGCGACCUGUCUCAGUAUCCCCCUCCUCUUCUCAGGAAAUUAGUGAAAACCAGUAUGCAGUGAUAUGUUCUGAAAAGCAAGCAAAAGUAAUCUCACUGCCAACCCAGAACUGUGCUUAUAAACAAAACAUAACAGAGACCUCAUUCGUGCUUCGUGGAGAUAUCGUAGCGUUGAGUAACAGCAUCUGCCUAGCGUGUUUCUGUGCCAAUGGCCAUAUUAUGACUUUCAGUUUGCCAAGCUUAAGGCCUCUGUUGGAUGUGUAUUACUUGCCCCUCACCAAUAUGCGGAUAGCCAGAACGUUCUGCUUUACCAACAAUGGACAAGCAUUGUAUCUUGUCUCACCUACAGAAAUCCAGAGACUAACAUAUAGUCAAGAGACCUGUGAAAAUCUUCAGGAGAUGUUGGGUGAACUCUUCACUCCUGUAGAAACACCUGAAGCACCAAACAGGGGAUUUUUUAAAGGCUUAUUUGGAGGUGGUGCACAGUCUCUUGAUAGAGAAGAACUAUUCGGAGAGUCAUCCUCAGGAAAGGCUUCAAGAAGUCUUGCACAGCAUAUUCCUGGCCCUGGUGGUAUCGAAGGUGUGAAAGGGGCAGCGUCUGGAGUUGUUGGUGAACUGGCACGAGCUCGUUUGGCGCUAGAUGAAAGAGGGCAGAAGCUUGGUGACUUGGAAGAAAGAACAGCAGCUAUGUUAUCAAGUGCAGAUGCAUUUUCUAAACAUGCCCAUGAGAUGAUGUUGAAAUACAAAGAUAAGAAGUGGUACCAGUUCUGACAACCAGAAUCAAACAAGUUCUACUUUAGCCAGAAGGAAAAGUUUUCCUGUUUUUAUUUCAUUGAUUAUUUAGGAAAGCUAACAUUCACAGGAUAUUCAUCACUGGAUACUGUUCUUUCCUAGCACAAUCAUGCACUGUUUUACCUCAAUCUUGGCUUUACCUGAGGAGUGUACACACGCACACUCAAACCAGAAUAUAUGGUGUGUGCCAGCUUGCGCUGACAGUUUGGGAACUAAGCAGGUCACAUGUAACAAAUGAAACAAAGGGAUGUGUUGCGGAGACAUGGCAGGGACUAUUCCUUGGAUCAUUCCUGUAUUAAACUUUCAUAUGCCAAAAGAUUUUGUGCUGUUGUAUCUGCCAUCAGUGUUUGACCUUUUUUGGGAAGAGGCAAUAAGUCCAAAGUCCUGAAGCUGAAAUAUUUAUAUAUAUGUCAUUGAACUGGAUUGUAAACGGCUGUAUUGGACUUUCCUUCCCUUAAAUGGACUGGUCAUCAGUAUCAUUAGUAAAAAAGAAACUGUUUGUUACCAUAUCUUUAGACUAAGCUGAAUGGUGGGCUUUAAAUAAUAAAAACAUACACAUAGUUGACUUGUGUAUGAGCUACUAUUGGAUUCUUGUUAUUACAUACUUGUGUUUAGUUCAUACUUUGUCAAAAGCAAAACAAGGUGAUACAUCACUUUUCAUUGAAAAGAAAAGUGUAGAGCAUGACUGAAUUGCUCAUCAUUAUGGGAGUUUCCAUGUAGUGGCUAUGCAGUGUGGAAAGUGAGAAAAACCUCCAUUGUGGUGAGGAGAAUACUUCAAAGUCCUUUGUCCUUUUGUCAUUAAAUCAGUUGAAGGUGGAUUUGACCAAAAUAGUUAUCAGUUAAAUUUGUAGAAAAGUUGAAAUUGGCUACGUUUUUAAUUUUGCUUGAGUUUUUAUAAAAUGUUUAAUUAAAUGUACCUUUGCAUUAUUUAAUUAAAAUUGCUAAAAAACCAAUGUUUCAUUAUUUCAGUAAAAUGCUCAGCUCCCUUUAUAAAAUACCCUUUAUUUGCUAACAGUUCCAGUACACUCAGGUGAUGAGCUAAUUAAAUAUUAGUGCACAUGCUGUCGCAUGGAAAAUUACAAGCAUCUGUUGUCAAUAAUGAUCUAUAUAGUCUAGUCUGAUGACUUACGAAAUAUUUUCUGUAGAAGUAUAUUAUAAAUCUGUAUAUAUCCUUUCAACGUUUAAAAAAAACCAAAAGGAAGGGAAAUACACUUCAGUGAUUAAACUGUUUCUGUGAUAGAGUACAAUUUAAAUUGAAACAGCAGUAGAUGCUGAAUAAUUGGUUCCUAGAAUGGCAUCACAGAUGGAAAAGAAACCACUCUCUAGAUAUAGAAGUAAGCAGUCUCUUUAGCACAGCUAAUCUAAUCUGAGGUUAUAAUUGACUAUUGUUAAAGCAGCAAAGAGCAAACCAAGUAUUGAAAUUAAUGUUUUUGAAAUUUAAAUAUUCUAUAAAAUUAUUUAAAAUCAUUUUCAGUUUUUUCAGCUAGGCGUGGUGGCUCGCGCCUCUAAUCCCAGCCUCAAAAGGCUGAGACAGGAGGAUCAUGGCAAAUUCAAAAUCAACCUGGGCUACAAAGUGAGCUCAAGGCUAGCCUGAACUGCAUAGCGAGACCCUGUUUCAAAAAGAUAAAGUCAUUUUCAUUGUUUCAGUAAGAGAUAAUCAGCACAUAUUGGUAGGAAACAUGUUUAUUUUUCUAUUCCAUAUGAUCAUUAAAGGUAUGUGUAGACCAUCUUAACUUUUUCAGUCAUACAUAUUUCUUCUUUACUGUUUUCAUUAAUAAAGCAUUUGUUUAUGUCUUAUAGUGCACACUAUUGAAUACAAAGGUUUACAUCAAAAUUUUAAGUAUCAUUGGAUAGAGACUGGAUAUAUGUAAUUAAUUGGUCAAGCCAAAAGAAAUAUUUUAAAAGUAAAAUCAUUCCCAGGUUUUCAAAUUUGUAGAAAAUAACAGUGAAUAACAGAAUUUUGUUUGUUGUCUGCUGUCUGAUGAACAUCCCGCAGUUUACAAAUUGCUUACUUUGUUUCUGCAUUAUCCAGAAAACUUAUUGUUCAUGAUAUGUCACAGGAAGGAUUUGUGAAUGUCAUCAGUAGUUACAGAUUUAAAGAAAUUGAAAAGCUUUAAACAAAUUAAAAUAUACUUGUUGAUUCCUUA
Cavia porcellus (domestic guinea pig) is the source of this 5659-nucleotide messenger RNA. RefSeq names its product syntaxin binding protein 5 (gene Stxbp5). Bases 33 to 3491 code for a protein of 1152 amino acids. Gene Ontology annotation, biological process: regulation of exocytosis; regulation of protein secretion. Gene Ontology annotation, cellular component: SNARE complex; cytoplasm; plasma membrane. The transcript has 28 exons. The record is from RefSeq and is a predicted model, not a curated record. Lineage: Eukaryota; Metazoa; Chordata; Mammalia; Rodentia; Caviidae. Gene Ontology annotation, molecular function: GTPase activator activity; myosin II binding; syntaxin binding.